Messenger RNA from Lactuca virosa, 915 nucleotides. Lineage: Eukaryota; Viridiplantae; Streptophyta; Magnoliopsida; Asterales; Asteraceae. The record is from the annotation of a GenBank genome assembly.
AUGCUGUUAUGUACAAAGACGACACUACCCAAGCCAAAAAAUCAUAAAAGAGCAAAACCAAAGACAAUGUUGUCUUUGCAACAGUUACCAUGUAUUCAUCUGAGUUCCAACAGUCGCUUCCAAAGAGGUGUUCCUUUUGUUGUUAGAGCAGAGCAAAUAUCGUCCUCUUCAACCACUCUCCAAGAUAAAACCGGGAGGCGCCAACUACUUGCCACUGGGGUAACAAUAGCUCCUUGGUUUCUUUUGUCAUACCAGAAAUCAACAGCAUUUGCUGCAGAAAAUGCAAAGGGAUUUUUACCUGUCACUGAUAAGACUGAUGGAUACUCAUUUAUCUAUCCCUUUGGAUGGCAGGAAGUUGUUAUUGAAGGGCAAGACAAGGUUUUUAAAGAUGUUAUUGAACCUCUAGAAAAUGUAAGUGUUACUGUGUUCCCUACAAACAAAGAGGACAUAAGAGACCUUGGUUCCCCACAAGAGGUUGCUGCAGCUUUAAUUAAGAAGGUUCUUGCUCCCCCAUCACAGAAGACCAAGCUACUUACUGCAGCCGAGCAUGACGUGGAUGGGAAAGCUUAUUACACUUUUGAAUUUGUGGCUCAAGCCCCAAACUUCACUCGCCAUGCUCUCAGUACUAUCGUCAUCGCAAACGGGAAGUUUUACACUUUGACAACGGGGGCAAACGAGAGAAGAUGGGGAAAGAUGAAAGACAAAUUAAACACCGUUGUUGAUUCCUUCAAAAUCUUUAAUGUCUAAAAGAUUCACUCAUUGUUUUCAACUUCCUAGCUAACACUACAGGCUAGCCCAAUUCCAUAUAUAUAGUUGAGCAUUUUGUGUCUUGAUUCUUGAGUGAUUGCAUUUUCAUUAAAUUUCCAAGAUGUGAUGUUUAUAUUUAUAGUCCGUUAAUGUGAAGGAAAAGUUAUU